AUGACCGCCGUCCACCGCGUCCUUCACAUCCCCGAGCUCCUCGAACUCAUCCUCCUCAACCUCGGCACAAAAGACCUCCUCCUCAGCCAAAGAACAACCCGAGCAUUUCAAACCACAAUCCAAGGUUCCGAUCCGCCUGUUGCGCUGCACAAGAUAUUUGGAAUCCGCACCGGAACUGUGGCUUACAAAGAAGCUCGCAGGUCGAGAGCUAGCAGUGGGAGGACGAGGAGAUGCGAUAUGCUCAAAGAGUAUGCGUAUUCGAGGACGCUGUGCAAUGGCGCCAUCUCUGCCUUCUCGGACUCGUGGGAUCCUGGAAACGUGGUAGAGUCUGAAGCCUUGGUGGUGUCGAGAGGAUGGGCAGCUCAUGACGAUCGAUGGCUGAUGCGUGAUUAG
Messenger RNA from Pseudocercospora fijiensis CIRAD86, 393 nucleotides. RefSeq lists its product as uncharacterized. The transcript is spliced from 2 exons. The coding region runs from base 1 to 393 and encodes 130 amino acids. The record is from RefSeq and is a predicted model, not a curated record. NCBI's taxonomy places the organism in Eukaryota, Fungi, Ascomycota, Dothideomycetes, Mycosphaerellales, Mycosphaerellaceae.